GUUUCUGUAGCCUGUUCCGUUCUCCCCGCCCACAGGGGGCUGGUUGGUGGGCAGGAAGGGACUGGCGGAAACAUUGCAAGGUCUGCUGCGUCGUCUGCGCGCAAAAGCCCCGGAAGCGCACUCUGCAAAAGCUACACGUGAUGGAAACAAUAGUCAGAAUUCCAAGAAGUCACCUGGAAUUUUAUUGAAGAAACCAUAUGAAUGUAUGAAAUGUGGAAAGUCGUUCAGCCGGAAAGAAAACCUUACUACACACCAGCGAACUCUCACAGGGGAGAAACCAUUUCAGUGUAUGGAGUGUGGAAAGACAUUUGCUGAUUCUGGAAGCCAUAGAACACAUCAGCGGAUUCACACAGGAGAAAAACCAUUUAAAUGUGUGGAGUGCGGAAAGUGCUUCAGUCAAAGUGGAAACCUUAGUUCACAUCAAAUAAUUCACACAGGGGAGAAGCCAUUCAAAUCUAUGGAGUGCGGAAAGUCUUUCAGGUGGAAACAUUACCUUACUACACACCAGCGAACUCACAUACGGGAGAAGCCAUUUAAAUGUAUGGAGUGUGGGAAGACUUUCACAGAUAGUGGAAGCCAUGCAAAACAUUUACGAAUUCAUACAGGGGAGAAACCAUUUAAAUGUAUGGAGUGUGGGAAGACUUUCACAGAUAGUGGAAGCCAUGUAAAACAUUUACGAAUUCACACAGGAGAUAAACCAUUUAAAUGUAUGGAGUGUGGAAGUUGCUUCAAUCAAAGUUGCAACCUUAAGUCAGGUAGUUGUUUAUCUCUCUGACCUCUAAAUUAGUCAUUUAAAACUCCACUAUAUAUACCUGGGCUGGAGAGUUUGUGUGGGUGCAUCUGUAAGCCAUAAAAUACAUCUGUUUCUUCCAUGACUUAAAUUAAAAUUUCAAUAUGUAUUUUUCUUUUUUUAAAAAAAUCCCACUUAGAAACCAAAAACCUUAAGAACUUCAGCAACCUUCAUUCCACCCCUAAGAAGAUUAUGUUAGGACCCUCAUGCCAAUAAUUUUAUAUAAAGAACUGUUGGGGGGGGAUGCAGAAACUAAUGAAGCCACAGCAAAUAGGAGUUUAAAAAUAGAAAUUUGCUGCUGCCAACAUUUGUACUGAAGUUGUAGCUAUUUCCCUUCCCAGCACAAAGCAAAGUUUAGAGGGCAAGAAGCGCCUCCCCCCAAAAUUAGGACCUUGAGCCCGUCGUGGCUUCUGCACUCACCAGAGGCACCGCGGCGCAAGGGAACAGUUGCUGGGGACUAGGAAGGAAAUGCGCUUGG
Molecule: messenger RNA, 1268 nt
Organism: Zootoca vivipara (common lizard)
Lineage: Eukaryota; Metazoa; Chordata; Lepidosauria; Squamata; Lacertidae
Biological process (GO): regulation of transcription by RNA polymerase II
Molecular function (GO): RNA polymerase II cis-regulatory region sequence-specific DNA binding; DNA-binding transcription factor activity, RNA polymerase II-specific
Source: RefSeq, a predicted model, not a curated record